UCAGACUAAUUUCAAUCCCUUUUGCGAAUGGCUGAUUAUCACAAUCUGUAGCUUAAGUUCACGGGGAGCCGCAGUGUUAAGUCCUUCAGAGCGAGCAAAGACUGGAAAAGAGUCGUCAUGGCCCAGAAAAAUAACAUUCAGUUUACCAUCAGGAAGUGCACAGCCUCAGACCAACAUGCGGUUAUGUCACUUUUUCGCGAUGGGAUUCUCGAACAUGUAUAUCCAGCCUUCUUCAAAGCCAUGAGCCAUCCAGAUCAUGUCGGCGUUGCUUUGAGCCUUUGCAUGGCCGGGUAUGUGCUGGGAGGGAGCUCCUACUUCCAAGCUUUACUCUUUGGCAGUGCAUGGGCUGGCCUCAUUUACUAUUGCUGCCAUGAGAUCUAUGAAGGCUACAUGGUGAGGAGGCUGAGCACAGACAUGGCUGACAUUCAAGCUAAUUACCUGGACAACCCAGAUAACGGUUUAUGGGUGGCAGAGGCAGAUGUCAACGGCCAGCAAAAGGUGGUGGGAGUAUUGGCAGUGAUGGGCAAAAGAGGAGAAGAGGAGGGCGGGAGAUUUGAAGACUGGAACGGAGGAGUGAUGGCAGAAGAGUCAGAGUUCGUCCAAGAUGUCGGAGACGGAAGUUACGGCGAGAUGUUCCUGAUGGUUGUAGAAUUUCCUUUGCGACGUAAAACCCUGGGAUCUCAGCUGAUGCAGAAGGCCUUGGAUUUCUGCAAAGACCAAGGCUACUCCCGCCUGGUUCUGGACGUCAGCUCCGCUCAUACAGCAGCUAUUUCCUUGUUACAAAAAUUCACUUUUGCUCAAACUGGGUCUCACAGCAACACACAUGCUAAUCGCUGGUUCUCCAGACUGGCAAGAAUAAAUGUAAUGCGAAUGGAAAAGUUCAUUUAAUGCAAAAUGUCUCACUACUUGACGCAACCUUGAUGGAUAGUACAUUAAAAAUAUUUCUGUUAAUUUAUGCUUCGUGUCUCAUCUGAUACAAAAAACACAUCUCAUAUUUGGUCACUCGUGUCUCCAGUUUGCAGUAAUAGUACAUUGGGAAAAAAAUGCACAUUAAAUUUCGUGUUUUUUCUCUCACAGAG
Molecule: messenger RNA, 1079 nt
Organism: Sphaeramia orbicularis (orbiculate cardinalfish)
Lineage: Eukaryota; Metazoa; Chordata; Actinopteri; Kurtiformes; Apogonidae
Product: putative N-acetyltransferase 8B
Exons: 2
Coding region: 118-888 (256 amino acids)
Molecular function (GO): N-acetyltransferase activity
Source: RefSeq, a predicted model, not a curated record